CUUGGAGCAGCUUGGAUGGAGCGCUGCGGUGUGCUGGAUGGAGAACCUGUGGACUGACAGCAUCACUCUGCACUGACUGGAGACCUCAGCGGCCUGUUUUACCAUGGAGUUUGGAAGAGUUUGGUCCAGAUAUCAGAGAACACUGCUGAUCACCAUGAUGAUGUUCAAACUGGGCCUACUGUGCACAGCAGCGGCAGACAAGUGUUUAUCAUCUCCCUGCAACAAUGGUGCCACAUGUCUUGACCACCUGGGUGACUAUGUGUGCCUGUGCCCCAAAGGACCGGUCUGGUACAUGGGUAAAAACUGCGAUGAGCUGUAUGAUGCCUGUGUCAUGGCACCUUGCACCAACUGUACGAGCAACCCUGGGACUGACGAGUUCACCUGCCACUGCCCGGAUGGCUUCACAGGGCUCAACUGCACCCAGGAUGUGGAUGAAUGCCAGAGCAACCCCUGCAAAGGCAUCCUGUCUCAUUGUGUCAAUGGAGUCAAUGGCUAUUCCUGCCACUGCCCCCUUGGACUGGGAGGAGAGGACUGCCAGGAUAAUGUGACUGUUUGUUCAGAGGGUACAUGCCAGAAUGGUGGCACCUGUGUGGACAUCCCUGACAUUGGGUACCGGUGCCAGUGUGCUGCUGGGUACGAGGGGAGCAACUGUGAGGAGAACAUAGAUGAAUGCCAGUCUGAGCCCUGCCAGAAUGGAGCCAUCUGUAAAGAUGGGGUUAACGCCUACCAGUGUUUCUGCGUGCCUGGAUUUCAAGGCUAUCACUGUGACUUGGACAUCAACGAGUGUGCCUCCCGACCCUGUCAAAACAAUGGCACAUGCAUGGAUGAGGUGGAUCACUACAGAUGUGACUGCGCUGCAGGCUUCAAAGGGAUUAACUGCGAGGUGGAGAUCGAUGAGUGCGAGGUGCUACCUUGCCAGAAUGGUGCCACCUGCCGAGACCGCGUCGCGGGGUACACGUGCGAGUGCAUGGCUGGCUUCCAGGGCCAAGACUGCGAGGUCAACAUUGAUGAAUGUGCCAUCAUGCCCUGUCUAAAUAAGGGCAAGUGCAUAGAUGGGGUCAACAGCUAUGAGUGUGACUGUGAGGGGACAGGCUUUGUAGGCGACCACUGUGAAGAGGACAUUCCUGAAUGUGCUUCUGACCCCUGCCAGCAUGGAGCCACUUGUUUGGAGGGGAUCAACCAGUACAAGUGCAUCUGCUGGCCAGGUUAUGAGGGAGAGAACUGCGACGUGGAUAUAGAUGAGUGUGAGCAGCAUCCCUGUGAGAAUGGCGGUGAGUGUUUCCAGCGCUCUGAUAUCCUGAACUAUGGGACGGUGCCUGAACUCAGCAAAGCCAAUUUCACCUAUUCGGAGGCAGCUGGCUUCAUCUGCAACUGUCUGCCAGGAUUCAUAGGAGACAACUGCUCAGUCAAUGUGGACGAGUGUGAGUCUGCUCCAUGUCAGCAUGGAGGAAGCUGUCAGGAUCUGGUCAACUCUUAUCAAUGCAUGUGUCCAGAUGGAUUCACAGGCGUACACUGUGAGGUGGACAUUAACGAGUGUGACAGCAAUCCCUGCCAGAAUGGUGCCAUGUGCAAAGACGCUGCCAACUCUUAUUGGUGUGACUGCCCCGUGUCGGAGCCCGGCCAGGAGCCCUGGGGUGGGCGAGACUGUGACAUCCUUUUGGUGGGCUGCCAACAGCACCAGUGUCAACACGGAGCAGGUUGCGUCCCCAUGCUGACUGACGAUGGAGAGCACAGCUAUACCUGCCUGUGUCCGUCUGGUUGGACUGGAGAACUCUGCAACACCUCAACCACCUUCUCCUUCAACUCCGAGGGCUACGUCCACAUGCAGCUGCCUGUUUCCAAAAACAGGACGAAGCGAGAGACUAAAGACCACACUCAUGGGCUCCACAUGCAGCUCAGAUUUAAAAGCACUUUGCCCGACAUGGUGCUGUACUACCGGGGAACCAUGGAGCGCUUCGUCUCUCUGGAGCUUGUCGGAGGCUCCCUCCAGGCCAGGGUGAAGUCAGGGAAGGUCCUGCAGGUCACUUACCCUGGCCUAGUCAAUGACGGAGAAUGGCACCAAGUCACUGUAACUAUGGAUGAGAGGCUGGUCCUGGUUGUAAAAGGCCCCAGCUGUCAGGAAGAAUGCCAGGUGAAGAAUGAGGCUUACAACCAUCUGAUCUUCGUCCAGCCCAGCUCCUUUCACCAGCUUUAUGUCGGAGGGGCACCGCAGGAAUAUUUAGCUCGUACGUCCAGUGGAAGGGGGUUCAUUGGCUGCAUGGAAGACUUUCAAGUGGACCAUAAGUUGCUUCUGCCUCAGGACCUAAUCAGAGAGGAGAACCAGGGCUUGGAAAUGGGAUGCAGCAAAAGAAACUGGUGUCAGGAAGACCCAUGCAUGCAACGUGGGCAAUGUUUAGACAUGUGGGUUCGUGCCAGCUGUAUGUGUCAUAGGCCCUACUAUGGAGAAAGCUGUGAGAAAGAGUACCCAUCCUGGACCUUUGGUCAUGAGAACACCACCAGCUGCGCCACCUUUAACAUCUCGGAAACCCAUGGAGACAACUUCACCAUCUCCUUUUCAAUGCGCUCACUCAAACACAACGGUCUACUUCUGCAGCUCCGUCGAGAAGAAAAGAGUUACCUGACAAUCUAUCUGAAGGAGGGCACUGUUGCUAUUUACAGCCCUCACACCACCCUUCUCUCCGAGGCCAAGUUUGUCACUGAUGGCAACAAUAAUUUGGUGACCGUAAAGGUACACUAUGGUCACGUGGUCUUCCCCAAAGCAGGGAAUCACCGCGCCUUAGGGAACGUAAGUGUAGAGGCAGGGGAUGUGGCGUAUGUUGGAGGGCUCCCUACAGGCAAGAGCAUGAAUGCUUGGGGUGGAAACUUCAAGGGCUGCCUGCAGGACAUCCGGCUGGACCACAAGCAUCUGACCAUUGAGGAUCAUCCAGAGGGGGUUGAGGUUUACCAGGCAAGCGCAGAGGAGAAUGUGCUGCCAGGAUGCCAAAGUGAUGACACGUGCAAGGAUGAGCCCUGUUUCAAUGGUGGACAGUGUCAGGUCACCUGGAAUGACUUCAAGUGCAACUGCUCCAUUACCUACUCAGGACGGCUAUGCGAGACGCGUUUGUGGUGCGUGGACAACCCUUGUUUUGACGGAGUCCACUGUGUGGACCUGCAGGAUGGUUAUGAGUGUUUAACUGAAGCCAUUUUUCAGGACAACGCUCUGCAGUAUGUUGCCAACAACUCCCUGACGAGCCCCAUAACCAACAUCACCAUGGACAUACGGACACGGGACACAAACGGAAUCUUGUUGCGGGCCACCAGCAGAGCUGAGGUCUUCUGCCUGGGUCUGCUCAACUCCUCCCUGCUGGUCAAACUGGACAGCGGCGUGAGUGCCGAGCUGCUGGCCUUCACUAGCGACAGAGUCAUCGCGGACGGAGCGUGGCAUCAAAUCCAGCUGACCAUGGUCAAUCCCACGCAGUUGGCGUCCCGCUGGUGCCUCACUGUGGAUGGGCAAAGAGUCGGUGGCAGCUUUGGUGUUGGUGGCAACCUAAACUUCCUCAAUGACACUAAAAUCUGGCUGGCUGAGAAAUACACUGGAUGUUUAGGGGAUGUGAGAGUGGGUGGAGUCUACCUCCCACUCAUAAAUGUACCAGACGCCCCUCAGAUGAGCCGGUUCUCCAGACUUGGCGGGCACGAGCCAAUCAUAGGAUGCCAAGGUGCACCAAUUUGCGAUUCCCAGCCCUGCCUCAACCAGGGUGUAUGCCAGGACCAGUUUAACGAGUUUAACUGCAGCUGCAGUGCAGGAUGGGAGGGGGAACUUUGUGAGAAGGAGAUAAAUGAGUGUUCUUCGGGUCCCUGUGUCUAUGGUACAUGUAAAGACCUUCUGGCAGACUACAAGUGUGACUGUGAGCCUGGAUACACAGGGAAAGACUGUCAGGAUGAGGUGGAUAACUGUCUGGAGUUCAGCUGUGUGAAUGGAGGAACCUGCAUGGAAACAGUGGGAGCACACACAUGUUCAUGUCCUCUUGGAUACAUCGGCAAGCGCUGCCAGUGGCGUUUCCCUCCAGUGGCGUGCGAUGCAAACACAGAGUGUCUAAAUGGAGGGGUUUGUAUAGGAGGAGACUCUGGAGGUAACUGCACCUGCAAGCCAGGAUACACUGGAGCCAGGUGUGAGGCAGAGAUAGACGAGUGUGAGUCCAGCCCUUGUCUCAACGGUGCCACCUGCCUGGACAGACUCAACCACUUCCAGUGUGAGUGUGUGCCGGGGUUCAGUGGCACACUGUGUGAGCGCAACAAAGAGCAGCAUAGGGAGCGGAUCCCCUGGCUGGCAGUAACCAUUCCCCUGACCACCCUGUGUGUGUUGCUGGCCAUCCUGGUAGUGUUUUUCCUCAUCAUGACAGCGCGGAAGAAGCGUCAGUCAGAGGGCACAUACAGCCCCAGCUCUCAGGAGGUGGCCGGUGCCAGGCUGGAGAUGGGCAGUGUCCUCAAAGUGCCUCCAGAGGAGAGGCUGAUCUGAGGCUUGUAGCCCUGCCUCACAGCCUCACAUCCAGUGGAUGUAUUGAUAUGUGAAGGACCUGGAGAACAUGUGCUUUGCUGUGUGGAUGAUAGACCAAUGACUGAUCCUCUAUCAAGGGAAACUACUGAAGCCUCAGAGAUGGACAGGUAGGCUGAGAGACAGACUGAGGCUGUUGGGGAGAGUGAGGUCAAAGGAUGCUCUGACCUUGGACAUCCCCUUGAAGAGUCUUGAGGACCGUCUCAAGCUUAAAUCUCACAGGACCAAAAUCAUGUGAGGUACUAAAGAAAAGCCCCAAAAUCUAUGGAUAUUAAGAAAUGUAUUCACACAGGUUGAAAAUCACUGAGAUUCUCCAACACUCUCCAUGUGGUGGUGUGAGGACAGGCAAGUCAACACUGAAAACCUUUCUCUGUGGACUGCUGAUUCUGUUCUGCAUGGCAGGGGAGAGAUGAAUGUGUGGAGGGAGAAAAAUACAUUUGAAACAAAUUCUGUCAAAUGAAUUUGCAUGAGUAGACAUGGCUAAAUAUUAUCAGGGGAGCCAUUCCUUCACCAACUCCUUUUAGCAGUGUUACAUUACAUAUACAAGGCGUUAAUUGUAAGAAACACUAAUUUGAA
Morone saxatilis (striped sea-bass) is the source of this 5107-nucleotide messenger RNA. Its product is annotated as protein crumbs homolog 1-like. The transcript has 13 exons. The record is from RefSeq and is a predicted model, not a curated record. NCBI's taxonomy places the organism in Eukaryota, Metazoa, Chordata, Actinopteri, Moronidae. The coding region runs from base 104 to 4495 and encodes 1463 amino acids. Gene Ontology annotation, biological process: establishment or maintenance of epithelial cell apical/basal polarity; heterophilic cell-cell adhesion. Gene Ontology annotation, cellular component: plasma membrane; protein-containing complex. Gene Ontology annotation, molecular function: calcium ion binding.